AUGCCCAAACCGCCACCAUACAACCCUAUGCAAAGCGCCGUGUCCAAAUGGGCAGCGCAAGCAACGUGCAUAGACGAUGGCGUUGCCGCAGGCCUACUGGCAACGGCACCGAAACGGUUUACGAUUUAUGAACCUAUGGCUAUUUUCCCUUCUGGAAGCUUUACUUCACCAAUCUGGGCAAGAACAAUUUCUCAAUGCUCAGAGAGCGACUUAUCUCCGUUGUGGAUAACCAUUGCGCAAGAGCUGUCCAAUGUUGCCAAAUCGCCAGUCACACAUCUUGCUAUCAAUGAAGGAAUUCCUCUUCUGAAAGGGGGAGAAACGGAAGAAAAUAUCCUCCGCAGUCCAACAGGCUUACAGAUGAUUCACGGCGACUUUGGUCCUUCUCAAACAGAGAGCGAACAGCCAACAGAUGCCGAGUUUAACGUAGCGCUGUGGGUGACGACCAAACAGAACGGCAUCCACCAAACAUGGGCUCCAAGAUGGACCAUGUUUAGCCGCGGUAACGUGAAGGAGAAAGCACGUCUACUUACAUUUCCUCGGCCAGCAGCACAGGAAGACGCACCGUGGGCUGUUGAUAUGUACGCGGGUAUUGGCUACUUUGUCUUUUCCUACGCAACCAUGGGGAUGCGGAUUCUAGGGUGGGAAUUGAAUCCAUGGAGUGUGGAAGGUCUACGAAGAGGCGCCCUUAUGAACAAAUGGACUGUCAAGGUUGUUCGUGGCCAAGACCUGACGCUGCCAAUGACGGAGAUUAUGGCUACUGGCGAACAGAUCGUCAUCUUCCAAGACGACAAUCAGAAUGCGCAGUCGAAAAUCGCCGAGCUACAUGACAUGGAAACGGCGCAUAACAUUAGACACCUUAAUGGCGGUCUUCUACCCACCAGCGAGCUAAUAUGGCAAGCCGCUGCGGCGAUAACAUCCAAGAGUCCUGAGACUUGGCUACAUUUGCAUGAGAAUGUAGCCACCGACGACAUCGAAGGCCAAGCUGAGGAGAUGGAAGCUAGAUUCAAGACAUGGACACAGGGAACAGUCGCAGAAUGCAGGUCAAGUCAUGUAGAAAAGGUUAAGACGUUUGCGCCAGGUGUCUGGCACUGUGUAUUUGAUAUUUAUAUUCGCAGAACAUAG
This is a messenger RNA of [Torrubiella] hemipterigena, 1122 nucleotides long. NCBI's taxonomy places the organism in Eukaryota, Fungi, Ascomycota, Sordariomycetes, Hypocreales, Clavicipitaceae. The record is from the annotation of a GenBank genome assembly.